UUCAGACAGCAAUUUUCCGAUCAACUCUCCGGUUUUUGACUAACGAAAAACCGGUAAUUUUGCUCAUGCUUAUCGUUGCCGACAUUUGAAGCCAUUGACUUUCAAUCACUCGUCCGAGCGCAUGCCAUCACCACGCUAUAAAACGACCUCUAAUCUGAUUCCUCAUCUCACCCAAUCAACCAAAUCUCGUUGGAAACCAACAACGAACAUGUCCCCUCUCUUUGCUUCACUUGUCAUCCUUCUCCUGAUUGCCGCCGGCGCUGCCGGAGCCUCUCCGGCUCCGGUACUCGACAUCGACGGUAACGUACUCGACGUUGGCACUCGCUACCACAUAAUGCCGGUUCGGAAGGACACUUUCGGCGGCUUAUACUCCGGUCCCCGCAACUUCACUGUCUGCCCCAUGUACAUCCGACAAGCUCCGUCCGCUCUGCUUGACGGGAUUACUGCCAACUUCGUGCCGGUCGACGGCUCCAAGACCAUCCGUCUCUCGACCGACAUGAACGUCGAGUUCUUCGAGUCGAACCUCUGCCCCGAGCAGCCGAUCUGGACCUUGGCUCCACCGGCCGCAGCAACCGGCAGGAGGUACGUGAAGUACGGCGGGGUGUUGGGGAACCCUGGUCCGAGCACGGUGAACAAUUGGUUCAGGAUAGAGAAAUCAGGGGACAGCUACAAGAUGGUCUUCUGCCCCGGCGUCUGUAAAACGUGCAAGGUUCCUUGCAGAGAUCUCGGCGUCCAUGCUGAGGGCGAUGAUCGUUGGUUUGUCUUAGGUGGCCGGACUUUCGCCGUGAAAUUCAAGAAGCAGUGAUCUGUCAAGCCUUCAUGUAGAAUGCCCAGAUAUGCGUUGGAAAAAAGUUUCAGAAAUUUACAGCACCUCUCUAGUAUUAGAGAAACUGUUUAAUGACUGCAAUGGAGUGGUCUGUUUCGUUUCUGAUUAAUGAAAAUAAAAGUCCUGCAUCAUA
This is a messenger RNA of Nymphaea colorata (pocket water lily), 959 nucleotides long. Its product is annotated as kunitz trypsin inhibitor 5-like. The record is from RefSeq and is a predicted model, not a curated record. NCBI's taxonomy places the organism in Eukaryota, Viridiplantae, Streptophyta, Magnoliopsida, Nymphaeales, Nymphaeaceae. Gene Ontology annotation, molecular function: endopeptidase inhibitor activity. The transcript has a single exon. Bases 122 to 805 code for a protein of 227 amino acids.